Yamadazyma jaroonii is the source of this 1140-nucleotide messenger RNA. NCBI's taxonomy places the organism in Eukaryota, Fungi, Ascomycota, Pichiomycetes, Serinales, Debaryomycetaceae. The record is from the annotation of a GenBank genome assembly.
AUGAUGGCCAACGAUUUCAACGGGCUAGGCAUUCAAAUAGAGGAAAGACAACCUGUAAAAGAUGAUAUACUAUUGCCUCCAUUACCGACAGAAAGUAGUCUUCAAUCAUUAAACUCAUUGAUUAAUAAUGAAAUGAUAUCCAACAUCAAUUCAUCCAAUCCUAACUCGAAUACUAAUUCACCUAAAUCAAAUUUACUGAAGUCAAAUUCUUUUGUUGACCAAAUAGAUAACCAUACUAUCAACGAAAGAUCAAAUUCAGUGAUAAAUUCAACCUUAGAAGAAAUUACAAGUGAUGGUAUGAUGAGUCCAACAGUUGAAGAAAAGAUCUUUAUUAAUGCUAAUAAUUCAUUCUCAACCUAUGAAUUAGAUAGUCCAAGUAUUAAUUUAGAUUCUAACCAAUUAUUCCCAACAAUUUCCAAAACUUUAUCAAACCAUUCAAAUAAUUCCGAAAGAGAAAAAUCUAGUCCUUUGAAAAGAUUGAAAAAGACCAUUAGAAAGUUGAGUUUGAGUAAAAAUUCCCAAACUAACAAUUUGACUUCAACUUUUUCAAAUUCUACUACAGGGAAUUCAACUAAUACUUCAACUCCAGUUUUGGGUUUUGAGUUACAUAGCUCAAACAGUUCGAAUCCUUUUUCAACCAACUCAACCACAAUUAAUUCUGUUAUAACUUCUCACAAUAGUGAUAAAGUUAGACCUCAAUUAAGUCCUUUACAAAACUCACAUAUCAAAACCCUUUCUCAAGAUUCUAAUAAUUCCAAGAAUUCAUUAGAUUCAAAAUUGAAAUGUUCAACCCCUUCAACUCCUCCAUUAACAAUUUUUUCAUCUCCAGUGUUCACCAUUUCAGAUAAUGUUAAUAACAAUUCUAAUAUUGAAAAGAUUGAAAAAGAUUACUUAGCUAAUUGCAACAUCAAAUUGGAAGAAUUAGAAAGUAAGAGUGAAAACUUGAUCAAUUAUUACAAUUAUUUGGUCAAUGAAAAGAAUCAUAUUAAUGAUAGCUAUAAGAUUACUAAAUCAAGAUUAGUAAAAUCAGGUUGGUGUUCAAAUGAAGAUUUAAAUAAUUUAACAUUACAAAAAAACUUCCAAUUAAAUCAAAUCGAUUUAAGAUUGAUUGAAAUCAACGAUAAGAUUUCAAAAGAUUAA